Molecule: messenger RNA, 1131 nt
Organism: Symbiodinium pilosum
Lineage: Eukaryota; Dinophyceae; Suessiales; Symbiodiniaceae
Source: the annotation of a GenBank genome assembly
AUGGCUCGAACCCAGGGCCGUGUGAAAAGCUUUAAUGGAGCCAAAGGCUUUGGCUUCAUUGACAUUGGUUCAGGCACGGACGUCUUUGUCCACAUCAAAGACUGCAUAGAUGACAAGCAGCCAGUGCCGGGCGAUGUUCUGACCUUCACCAUGGAGCCAAGCCAGUCGAAGCCUGGACAAAUGGUUGCCAAGAGCGUUGAGGGCAGCACGGGCGUGAAGGAGAUGCCUCAGUACCCAGUGGAGCCCGCUCCGGAAAUCCCGGGCACGGGCGCGCACGUAGGCAAAGUGAGAACGUGGAACGACACCAAGGGCUACGGCUUCAUUGAUUUGCCGGGGCAGCCGAAUGUUUGGCUACACGUGAAAGAAUGCGUCAACACGCAGCCGCAGCAAGGUGAUUGGGUCCGAUUUGAUGUCCAGCCCAGUGAGACCAAGCCGGGGCAACAGGUAGCCAAAAAUGUGACGGGCGGGAGCCAGCCCCUGGGCCAGCGGGGCUAUGGUCCAGCUCCCACUGGAGGAGUGGGCGCAGUUUCGACAGCUGCCUACAACCCGUAUGGCGUGGCGGGCUUGUCGGCAGGUGCCCUUCAAGGUGUUGCAGGGUAUGCAGUCCAAGUGCAGCAGCCAACUUUGGCGGCUUUGCCUGGUGGCGGAUACGUUGUGCAGCAAUCUGUUCCGGUGCAGCAGGAUGGGGCUGCCGCAGGCAUGGCUCCAGGCAUGGUCAUGGCAGACCCGAAUGCACAAGCUAUGGCAAUGCAAGGAGCUUUGCCCGGAGCUCCUCCAGCCUUGCCAGCCUUGCCGGAUGCGAUGGGCAUGCCUGCUCCUGGCGUCCCCGAGGCAGCAGAGGCAGCACAGGCAGCUGCAGAGUUUGGCCAAGCUCCUCCAGUGCCACCACCUCCCGCACCAGCAGACCCGGCUGUGCAGGAAGGUCAAGUGGGUAUGGCACAGGAGCCCGCAGCGCAGAUCCCAAUGCCCGAGCCUCCAGUGCCAGCGCCACCUGCACCCGAGACCGCACUGCCAGAGGCACCGCAGGUUGCAACCCAGCCAGCGCCAACCGACGCGAACGUGGCUGCGCAACUUGCGGCUAUGGUCCACGGCUCCCAGCCUGCGCCUGCCGAUGUUGCGACGCCGCAGUAA